Molecule: messenger RNA, 2586 nt
Organism: Orbilia oligospora ATCC 24927
Lineage: Eukaryota; Fungi; Ascomycota; Orbiliomycetes; Orbiliales; Orbiliaceae
Exons: 3
Coding region: 1-2586 (861 amino acids)
Biological process (GO): peroxisome inheritance
Cellular component (GO): extrinsic component of intraperoxisomal membrane
Source: RefSeq, a predicted model, not a curated record
AUGGCCCUUCCAGUCCAAUCCUCAAGCUCCCUCAGCUUGCCUAGACGCGACAGCAGCCGAAGAGAAAGCGUCUCCCCAUUCGCUGGUAGACGAGAGAGCAUCAACCCAUUUGCUAAUAAACGAGAAAGCGUCUCACCCUUCGCUACCAGACGAGAGAGUGUAGCCCCUUUUCAAAACUUAGGCCGAAGGGAUAGUACGGCUGUUGGAUUAUCGAGACGCGAAAGUACAUCACCAUUUCCUUCAUUACGACGAUCAUCGACUGUACCUUCAGGAGCAUACUCGAAUAUUCCUGUUGGACGAAAAUUCAGUGUUAGUGCAAUAUACACUGGUGGCGAUGUUUCGCCAAUAGAGCCCCCCGGGGCUAACAACGAUGAUGUUGAAGUUUUAUUCCAUCAUCCAACGCGAAUUGUCUCCUUUACGAUUUCGGAAGAAAAGUUGAAGGGGAAGGAUGCCGUGGCGAAUUAUGUUCAGCCAACGGAAAGGACAUUGAGUUCCGGCCCUAUGAAAAUUUAUCGAGUUAAGUUUUCGACGGCAUUUUUACAAGGUGGGCAAUUGUUACAGCCAUUGCUACCACGCAGCGCUUGCUGGUGUCUGGACGAGCGUCGUGGUAUAUUCGUUUUGAGGAUAAGGAAGGAUAACUAUUAUCGGUUAGAAUUGCAAGAGGUUGAAGAUGAUUUAUCGAAAGUCCACAGCCUCAAGUCUGUGCUCGACAAGCUUAUCGUUUUUGAAAAAACCAACUGUCCAUUCAGAACGGAGAAACAAGAUGUUGAAGAGCCAGCCCCUCUGGCCGUCUUUAGGAGAUCAAGUAGUGUCGCUAGCAGACCUAGCAGGCCUUCCAGCGCCCAAUCCGACUAUGGUGCUCCAGAUAACGACAGCAGCAGUGACAUCGUAUUCCAGAAUCCUGGAUUCAAUGCACCACCAAAGAUCGAAAUCCCAGCUUCUUUGCCAGUUAUGUUUAAAAAGAAUAUCUUUGAAGACAAGCCCAUGCUCCGAGUGCCUCGCCUCCAAGUCCCACAACCACAUAAUCUAUCAGCAAGCCCAAGGGCUCUUAGUCCACUUUCCGGCAGGAGCCCAUUAUCCCGAACCUACGAGACCUCUCGAAGCCGUUCGGUUAGCCCACUUGCCCGAGAGGCUCCACAUGAUAUGUUUAUGAUUCCCGAGCAUGGUCCAGCAUUACCCCACACAGACGACGAGGGGGCUUCCUCUGCUCAAUCUGUAGGAUCUGGCCCGCCAUCCCCUAGAUAUAUUCCAAGAUCAGUCCCCUCAGAUUAUGCAAACUCUGCAGUUCCUUCAGUUUCGGACUAUGCAAACUCUGCAGUUCCUUCAGCUUCAGACUAUGCAAACUCUGCGGCUCCUUCGGCUUCGGAUUAUGCAAUGUCUAGAGGUCCUUCCGACUAUGGAGACUCAGCUACUAGCAGCCCGAUCGAUCCAUUUUGCCUUUCGUAUCCCGUCCCAGAACCUCGAGGACGUUCACCGGAACGAAAGCCAAUGCAACUGCCAGCCGCACCACUUUCGGCUCUUUCUCCACCACCAACGGCUAUUUCCCCACCACCUACUGCCCCAAUGCACUUCCUUCGCCCUCCAUCUGUAGUUAUUCAAAACGCAGACUCCACUGACGACUUCGAAAUCGAUUUCCUCGAUCUCGGUAUCCGUCAUGGUCCGCAAGUGCAUGAAGAAGUCCAGGAAAAUCCAAAGCCAAAGCCAAAACCACAACCAUUGGAACAACUUCAUGAAGAACCUCGAAUUGAAUCAAUCGUUCAAAUACGCAGCGAUGUUCACGAGAAUACAAAUGAAGUACCUUCAAUCUUUGAACCCCUCCAAACCAUCCAAGAGAUCACACUCCCUCAGAUCCGCCCCCAAACUCCUCUUCCAUCCCCCCCUGCUACCCCACCACUUUCCCACUCGGCAUCAGAUUCUGAAGCCGAAGAAAUCAUGGAGGCUGUGACCCCAGAAUCCAGCUUCCGCCGAAGACCCAGCGGCGAUAUCUCAAAUGUGUCGCUACGACGGGCAUCAGAACCCAUGGCAGACACAAGCUCUGUUAUCAUCAAAGAUAACGAUCCAGAUACCAUGACGCUGAUGACCAUGGAUGACGUAGAAUCUGUUGACCCGCUCGCAGGUCUCAACAUGAGUCUCAUCCAUCGUGUCAACGAAAUGCCAGUUACCAAGGGACUCGGCCCAGACGAUUACGAACCACUCUCCCGCUCCGGCCGCCGUUUUAUCCGCUCGAUGGAUCACGAAGCUGCCCGUGGCAUUUUUGGCAAAACUAUCAAUUUGAAGAUCCACCAGCCUUCUGGAUUUUUGUUAAAAUUCAUGCUACGUGUGGCAGACAAGCUUAUGAAGGGAGCUAAGAUUUAUGUCUACUAUUGGGGAGACUGGAAGAAGGGCAAAGUUAGGGGCAAAGGUGGGAAGGUCAAGGAAGGCGGUAGCGUUGAUUUGACAGACUCUUCACCGAUCUCACCGCAGGAUUAUGAAAAAGUUGGUCUGUUGAGCGAUGAAGAUGAUUACGGUGUCAAAAUUUCGAAUGAAAAUGCCACGGAGGGGAGGAAGAGGAGGCCCUUUUCUUUUGCAAGAAGAGAUAGUGUCUGA